AUGGAACGGCUCAGCGAACUCAGCGCAUACCAUCGGCCUUUAGCCCAGUCCUGGAAGGCAGGACGACGACGGGGGAGCAAUGCACUUCAAUGUCUUGCCUUGCCCUGCCGCGCCGACGAUGGCCUCGAAUUCCCCUUGACUUUCUGCGUCUCCGUGGCCAUUGGCAAUGUAGACCUGCCCGUUUCCCUUGACCCCCGACCAAUCGCCCCAUACCAAAGUCCGCCCUCACCUAUAUCAGUCAAGAUGCGCUCCAUCAGGCCGCGCCAUGUCCCCCACGGCCGCCGUCUCUUGAGCUCAACCACGGCCACAUCUCCUGUGCCCGUGACGCCCAUCACGUCCCUCCUGAUCGCCAACCGCGGCGAGAUCGCGCUCCGUAUCAACCGGACGGCCAAGCGUCUCGGCAUCCAGACCACCACCCUGUACACGGACCCCGAUGCCUCCUCGCAGCACGCCGCGUGCUCGCCCAACGCCAUCGGCCUGGGUGCCGCAAAUGCCUACCUCGACGGCGAGCGCAUCGUGACCCUGGCCAAGCUACAUGGCAUCCAGGCCCUGCACCCGGGCUACGGCUUUUUGAGUGAGAAUGCCGCCUUUGCCGAGAGGUGCGAGAAGGAAGGCAUCGUCUUUGUCGGGCCGCCCGCCAAGGCCAUGGCUGAUAUGGGCGACAAGGCCCGAAGCAAGGAGAUCAUGACCAAGGCCGGUGUGCCAUGCGUCCCUGGAUACCAUGGUGGCGACCAGGGCGAGGCCGAGCUUCUGGGGCACGCCAGGGAGAUCGAGUUUCCCGUCCUGCUGAAGAGCGUCAAAGGUGGCGGCGGCAAGGGGAUGCGCAUCGUCAUGGAAGAGGGCGAGUUUUUGCAGCAGUUGAAGAGCGCCAGAGCCGAAGCCCGCGCUUCGUUCGGCGAGGGCGGCGAGAUCAUGUUGGUCGAAAAGUACAUUGUCCGCCCGAGGCACGUCGAAGUCCAAGUCUUUGCCGACAAGUGGGGAAACUGCGUUGCCCUUGGCGAGCGAGACUGUAGCAUACAGAGAAGGCACCAGAAGAUCCUGGAGGAGUCUCCGGCACCCAACCUGGAUGACGCGACAAGGCUUGAUUUGUGGGAGAAGGCCCGAACGGCGGCCCUGGCUGUCGGUUACGUUGGCGCCGGCACGGUCGAGUUCAUUCUCGACAAGGACAACGGGAACUUCUAUUUCAUGGAGAUGAAUACGCGGCUGCAGGUGGAGCAUCCUGUCAGCGAGAUGGUCACCGGAACUGACCUGGUAGAAUGGCAGUUUAGAGUGGCGGCCGGCGAGAAGCUCCCGUUGACUCAGGACGAGAUCAUGCAGAGGAUCCAGGAACGUGGCGCCGCUAUCGAGGCACGGAUAUACGCAGAAAGCCCCGAAAAGGGGUUUCUGCCCGACUCUGGACGACUGCUCCACUUGGCCACGCCGAAGACAGAUGAAGACAUCAGGAUAGACGCUGGGUUUGUCGAGGGCGAUACAGUCUCGGAAGCCUACGAUGGCAUGAUUGCCAAGCUCAUCGUGAGGGGCGACGACCGAGAAACCGCGAUCCGGAGGAUGGAGCGGGCGCUUCGCGAAUACGAGGUGGUGGGCCUGAGCACCAACAUCGAGUUCCUGAAGCGGCUGUGUAUAUCGCCGGCAUUCAUCGAGGGCGAUGUUGAGACUGGGUUCAUCCAGAAAUGGGAAUCCGAGCUGUUCCAGCCGCUUGUUGCAAAGCCCGAGGUCUUCGUGCAAGCAGCUUUGGGACUUUUUGCCUCUUCGGCACAGGCAGAGACUGGGCCUCACGGACAAUCAGUAGGUUUUGGCCAGUGCGCCUCACAGCGUACGUACGCCUUCAAGUCCUUGGAUCCGCUUGUCACGGGAGAAGGGGAGAUUAUCAACGUCAGCGUCACCCAAAAAGGACAUCAGCUCUUUGACGCAACGGUCAGUCAGAAAGAUCAGAACGCUGCAGAGUACCAGGGUCUUGUCUCUACGCCUGUACCAAGCUCGCAGAAGACCAGUCUCACGACCUUUUUCCCGGAAGCGAGAAUAGAGGCUACCGUCGUGCAGGAUCCCAACAAUGACAACAAAAUCUCUGUCUUCCAGCACGGAUUGAAAACAGAGCUAUCACUGGUGUCAUCGGUAUGGUAUGAGAAGGCUUUGGGAAUCAAGGAAGCCACCGCCUCAGUCGUUGCGCCCAUGCCCUGCAAAGUUCUAAAGAAUGAGGUUCAGGAGGGAGACGCCGUUGCGAAGGGAGCCCCGCUUGUUGUGAUCGAAUCAAUGAAAAUGGAAACCGUGAUCCGCUCUCCCCAGGACGGAGUUAUUAAGAAACUUGCACACAAAGAAGGGGACAAGUGCAAAGCUGGAACGGUGCUGGUGGUGUUUGAAGAGGAGGAUGUUUCAACUACGUAA
Messenger RNA from Neoarthrinium moseri, 2382 nucleotides. RefSeq lists its product as uncharacterized. The transcript is spliced from 3 exons. Gene Ontology annotation, cellular component: mitochondrion. Gene Ontology annotation, molecular function: ATP binding; methylcrotonoyl-CoA carboxylase activity; metal ion binding. Bases 1 to 2382 code for a protein of 793 amino acids. The record is from RefSeq and is a predicted model, not a curated record. Lineage: Eukaryota; Fungi; Ascomycota; Sordariomycetes; Amphisphaeriales; Apiosporaceae.